AUGGCGUCGAAAAAGAAGCGGGGAGGCGACGCCGAUGCACCAGGCACUAAAAGCGGCAAGGCGCCUUCGAAGCCCUCCCCCGAGGAACUGGAAAUUCCGAUGAAGAAGCAACUCUUGCAAGAGCUAAAAACACUGAAGGCAGAAUGUGAAGAUGAGGAAAGACUCUUUCAUGAGAUUUCGUCAGAAAAAGAUCAACUGAGCCACCUCUGGGUCAUGGAACAGAGUGCCGCUGAGGAAAGACACGAUACUUUACGGAAGAAGAAAGACGAAAUCCUUGAUGAAGUCGAAUCGUUCGGGAUGGAGUUGAAGUUGUGCAAGCUGCGCAUCAAGCAGCUCCUGGCAGAACAGAGCGAGGAAGCGACACAGUUGAGGAUUGACGCCGAGGCCGCUCUGAAGCUUCGUGAAGACGUUCACAGAAGCCGGGAGGAUGCGCUGUGGUACCAGAAGCAGGACCAGCUGUCGAUGACAAGGGAAAUGCAAACCGCCCAUGUUGAGUUUCUCCACGAGCUGAAACUACGACAGGACGAGAAGAUUCUUGAACUCCGUCGGGAAUUUGAAAGGCAUGCGCGCGAAUUGCAUCUCAAGUGGAAACUCCGAACCGACAAUCUGAAAGACGAGAUGCAGAAGCAGCGGCAAUUCCUGAUUGCAAAGAUUGAAGCGGAAAAGAAAAACCAUUUAUUCAUGGUGCAGUCCCAAAACACCAAAACCUCUCAGGCGAUAAAACGUUACUACGGAGAUAUCACGUCGUCCAACCUUGAGCUCAUCAAGCGUCUCAAGAAAGAACAUGCGGACCUUAAACAAGCGGAGACACGAGAGGGGAAACGCAUGGCCGAUUUAAUUGCGAAGAAUCGGGGUCUUGUGGAGCCACUGAGAAAAAUGACACAAGAAACGGAAAAGCUGCAGAACGAACUUCGGCUGUACGAGAUUGACAAAGCCAAACUUGCAGAAUCAAAACAAAAAUUGACCGAACAAGCAGCAAUUCUUGCUAGGCUGGAACAGCAAGCGGAAAUCCUGGAGCAGCAAUCCGAGAUGCUGAAGAAGACAAAAACCGAGUUUCAGCAGCGGUACCAGAGAGCCGUUUACGGUCUGCAACAGAAGGCCUGCCUGAAGACUAUGGUCCUCGAAAGAAAGCUGAAGGCUCUGGAGGAAGCCGAGGAAGUCGCCCAGGCUCAGGUCGAAGAGCUCAGGCACCGACAACAAAUUGAGACCUGUGAUUUAAUCCCUCUGUCCAAAGGAGCAGAAAGACUACUUAAAGCCAAAGACGAGCUGGCCGACGAACUAAGGGAUGAUAUUAAAACCUUAAAGGAUCUUCACGACAUGGCCGUCCAACAGUAUGCGAGUUGCAUGGCCUCCAGCGGGGUCCCUGUUGAGGAUCUGCAGUUCGUGCCACUUACGUACUCAUGA
Messenger RNA from Toxoplasma gondii ME49, 1404 nucleotides. RefSeq names its product PF2 arrest specific protein 8/11, putative. Gene Ontology annotation, biological process: cell motility. NCBI's taxonomy places the organism in Eukaryota, Apicomplexa, Conoidasida, Eucoccidiorida, Sarcocystidae. The record is from RefSeq and is a predicted model, not a curated record. The transcript is spliced from 11 exons. Gene Ontology annotation, cellular component: Golgi apparatus; microtubule; motile cilium. The coding region runs from base 1 to 1404 and encodes 467 amino acids. Gene Ontology annotation, molecular function: microtubule binding; small GTPase binding.